This is a messenger RNA of Arabidopsis arenosa, 2750 nucleotides long. The record is from the annotation of a GenBank genome assembly. NCBI's taxonomy places the organism in Eukaryota, Viridiplantae, Streptophyta, Magnoliopsida, Brassicales, Brassicaceae.
UCCAUAUCUCUUAAUUCAUUACAUUUAUUUUCCCCUCUACCUAUUUCUUUCUCUUAUACAAAAAUAAUAAGAAUCUAGCUACUUUGAUCUUUUAAUCAAGAAAGCAAAAAAAGAAAACUAGGGUUUUUUUGUGGUGGAAGAUUUUUUCGUCUUUUAUAAAAAUGAGGCAGUUUGUGAAAUUUUUCCCACUAUUGGCCAUCGUAGUCAUAAGCUUAGCCGGAACGGCUACAGUGAAGGCUGCGACGGGAUUGAACCCUCCGGUGAAGCUGGUUUGGCAUUAUUACAAAGUUACUAACACUUGUGAUGAUGCAGAGAGUUAUAUUAGAUACCAAGUUGAAAAGUUUUAUAAGAAUGAUAGUAGCAUUGCCCCAAAGCUGCUUCGUCUCCUCUACUCCGAUUGUAUGGUUAAUGGAUGUGAUGCUUCGGUUCUUUUGCAAGGACCAAACUCGGAGAGGACAGCUCCACAGAAUCGAGGGCUUGGAGGUUUUGUGAUAAUCGAUAAAAUAAAGCAAGUUCUUGAAUCAUAUUGUCCUGGUGUCGUUUCUUGCGCUGAUAUCCUCAACCUUGCCACUAGAGAUGCUGUUCACAUGGCCGGUGCACCGUCUUAUCCUGUGUUUACCGGGAGAAGGGACGGUGGGAGAUUAAAUGCAGACGCCGUAGAUCUUCCAUCACCGUCCAUCUCAGUCGAUGAGUCAUUGGCAUACUUCAAGUCCAAAGGUCUUGACGUUUUGGAUAUGACUACUCUUCUAGGAGCACACUCAAUGGGGAAGACACAUUGCAGCUACAUAGUGGACAGACUAUAUAACUUCAAGAACACAGGGAAACCAGAUCCGACCAUGAACUCAACAUUGGUUUCACAACUUCGAUAUCUUUGUCCUCCAAGAACACAAAAGGGCCAAACUGAUCCAUUGGUUUACCUAAACCCAGACUCAGGCUCGAGCAACAGAUUCACCAGCUCCUACUACUCUCGUGUCUUGUCUCACAACGCUGUUUUGAGGGUGGACCAAGAAUUGCUCAACAACGACGACUCAAAGGAGAUCACGCAAGAGUUCGCUUCAGGGCAUUGUCCUGUAUCAAACACAGAGGACGGAGGAAGCUACUUCCAUGUCGCUACUCGCCCAAUUUUUCAUCCUCACCUCCUCAACACUAGUUCUGGGUGUGGAUUUCUCAAGUGUAACAGUGACUAUCUUACAAGAAAACACCUACGGAGGAAUAGAACUCAAGCCAUAGCAGAGUAUUUGGGUUCAGCUUCAGAUCCUAAGAAGCCAAUUGGGAAGUCAAGUUAUCAUCCUUCAGAAGAAAUCAGAGCAUAUGUGCCAGAGAAGAAUCCUGGAGAUUCUAGGCUUUCACCUCCAGAAACUGCUAGAACCAUCAUUGAGGUGAACAAAAAAGGAACCCUGAUGCUUUCAGGUUUACUUGGUAUUGGAGUUCAUGAGAAUAUUCUCUGGCCGGAUAUACCUUAUGUAACGGAUCAGCAUGGAAAUAUAUAUUUUCAAGUAAAGGAAAAUGAGGAUAUAAUGCAGACUGUUGUUACCUCUGAUAAUAAUUAUGUGCAAGUAAUAGUAGGUUUUGAUACAAUGGAGAUGAUCAAGGACAUGGAGCUGAGCAGUCCAUCUGGUAUUGGUUUCGGGAUUGAAGAAAUCGAAGAUGGUGAAAGUGAAGUCGAGGAUGAAAAUAAGGGGGAUGAGGAUGAAGGAGAAGACAAAGAUGACGAGGAAUGGGUUGCUGUUCUAGAAAAUGGAGAUGAUGAGGAUAAUUAUGUCUCAGAUUCUGAUGAAUCACUUGGAGACUGGGCAAACUUGGAAACAAUGCGGUAUUGCCAUCCUAUGUAUUUUGCCAGGAGGAUGGCCGAGGUUGCUUCAACUGAUCCUGUAAAUUGGAUGGAGCAGUCGUCCGCUGGCCUUGCUAUCCAAGGGCUCUUGAGUCGUGUCGUUGUGGACGAUCACUCAGAUAUCCAAAAACAUAUCUCUGGUUGCAAAUCUACAGGCACUGACAAAAACAAGGAGGGAGAAAACUCAGAAGAGAAAUUUGAAGGCAUUGGUGAGAAUGAAUCUGAGAUAUUGCAGCUUGAAAAUUCGAGAAAUGCCAUAUCGUACUACAAGCUGGAGAUAAUAAGAAUCCAGCUCAUCACGGCACAGGGACAUCAGACUGAAGUGAAAGUGGAAGACGUCAGGAAAGUACAACCUGAUGCUAUUGCUCGUGUAUCAGAUGGUAUCGUGACUCGUCUAGAAGAAGAUGGCGAUAAACUAGCUGAAGCUCUCAAAUCUCUGUGCUGGAGACAUAAUGGGAUUCAAGCAGAGGAAGUGAAGCUCAUCGGGAUAGAUUCACUUGGUUUCGAUCUCAGGAUUUGCUCAGGAAUGCAAAUUGAGACAUUAAGGUUUGCAUUCUCGACAAGGGUAACAUCAGUACACAACGCUGAGGGACAGUUGAGGGAAUUAUUAUUCGCUUCGACACCUCCCAAGCCACAGAAACCAAAACAAACGAGUCAAAAGGAAUCUUGAUGAUGUAGCAACAAGAAACAAUUUCAACCGCAAUUUCUCGUGUCAAUGAAAGUGCCCUCACCAGUGAGACAUGAACUAACUCCUGCUAACGUUAAAGACCGUUUGUGGUCGACAAGCGACUUCAAGGUUGGCUUAUUGGAGAUUGGUGGGUGGAGUCUCUUGUUUGAUUGUUUUUCAAUUGAUUAUUGACGCUGUAUCUUUGUGUUAUGUGCCUUCAAGUCUCUGGGUUAAUAGAGCAUUGAUAUUUAA